This is a messenger RNA of Spea bombifrons (plains spadefoot toad), 2117 nucleotides long. It is a transcript of the gene TOX2, whose product is annotated as TOX high mobility group box family member 2. Gene Ontology annotation, cellular component: nucleus. Bases 252 to 1706 code for a protein of 484 amino acids. The transcript has 9 exons. Gene Ontology annotation, biological process: regulation of transcription by RNA polymerase II. Gene Ontology annotation, molecular function: chromatin DNA binding. The record is from RefSeq and is a predicted model, not a curated record. Lineage: Eukaryota; Metazoa; Chordata; Amphibia; Anura; Pelobatidae.
GAGAGAAUAAAAACUGGCAUCAGUUUGCUAAUUAACUUAUCAGUGGUGAUUAUGCUCCAGUGGACGAUAUAUACUAAUUAUUUCUCCAAUGGCUGUGCCAUACAUUAUUGAAUAGUGCCUAACGUGACAAUCCCCCAAGCCAUUGGCAGGAUUGAGCGGUUACUGUAAAGUUCUUGUGUGUAGGAUAAGACGUGCCAUUGCGAGGGGCUAUGAAAAACACAGAAUAUUCAUCUAACCCAUCAAUCUAAACAAUGUUUCGGAUAUUAGACAAGUACCUGAGGUUUGAUGGGGAAAACAUGUACAUGAGUACAAAUGAAAGUAACCAGGACUUCCUUUCAACAAAUCAGACGUAUAAUGGUCAAAACGAGAACAACGAAGACUAUGAGAUCCCCCCAAUCACCCCACCAAAUCUGCCAGAUCCUUCGCUCCUUCACCUGGUGGACCAUGAGUCAGGAUAUCACUCCCUCUGUCAUAGCCUCCCUCCAAACAGCCUGAUACCGGCUUACUCGUACCAGAACAUGGAUCUACCUGCCAUCAUGGUCUCCAACAUGUUAAGCCAAGAAGGACAUCUCCUCUCCUCUCAGCUGCCCACAAUACAGGAGCUGGUGCACUCCGAUGGAUCUUCUUACGAUCACAACCAUCAAGUUUCACUGUUAAACCGGUCUGGGAUGCUCCCUAGUCACAUGAAUGCCCUCAGCCAAUCACAACUGAUUUCUCAGAUGGGUAUGCGGAGCGCGGUAACACACGGAUCCCCUUCUCCACCAGGAAGCAAAUCCGCCACGCCAUCUCCAUCUAGCUCUACCCAGGAGGAGGACACAGAAUCCCAUUAUAAGGUUGCUGGGGAGAAACGACCUUCGGCUGACCUUGGUAAAAAACCCAAAAAUCAAAAGAAAAAGAAGAAGAAAGACCCAAAUGAACCACAGAAACCCGUGUCUGCAUACGCUCUGUUCUUCAGGGACACCCAAGCUGCAAUCAAGGGACAGAACCCCAAUGCCACUUUUGGGGAUGUGUCUAAAAUUGUUGCAUCAAUGUGGGACAGUCUGGGUGAAGAACAGAAGCAGGCCUAUAAGAGGAAGACGGAGGCAGCCAAGAAAGAGUAUCUGAAGGCCCUUGCAGCGUACAGAGCAAGCCUGGUUUCCAAGAGCUACAGUGACCAGGGAGAAACAAAGAACUCCCAGCCCAACCAGCCCUCAAAAAUGAUUCUCCCAAAGCAGUCGAUGUACAACCUGCCUCCGCAGACCUCCUCCCCAUACCCAGGAUUGGCCCCCUUUUUGUCCCCUGCAGAACUGCAAAAUUACCGUGGGCAUCAUCACCCCAGCCUGUCCCGGAGUCUGAAUGCCAAAUCCAUGAUGUCCAGCAUCAGUGCCUCCCCUCCACCCACAUUCCAAAUCAGUCCACCCCUUCACCAGCACCUGCGUCACCCUCCCAGCUCUCUCCUUAACCAGUCCCUCAACAUGCAGCAAGUAUCCCAGCCUCCCAUCCUUACACCUUCCUUGGCACUUCAGUCCCCCAUGAGCUCAUCUCCCACAGGUCAACAGGACUUUUCACAUGUUUCAUCAGAAUUCCCGAAUAGCGUUGGUCCUCGUUCCCCAGCCUCCUCCAACCCCCCUGGAAACACGGACUGGGACAAUGAAUUUCCCAACAGAGAGUGUGGGAUCAACCACUGCAAUUCUCUGCCAGGAGACAAGUCUCUCUACCUCACCUAGAACCACAAGAGCAUCCGACGAUGAAGGCCAAUGGAAUGAACAUUUUAGAAAGUCUACAGCACUGGACAUUUAAGAAAGCACUGUUACCAAGACAAUAUGGACUUCAGUGGUUGGUUUCUCCACAAGUCUCAGAGAAUCGGUUUGGUUUGGGAAACUGUACUUGGUGAAGUUAUACGCCAAACCACUAUAAACCUAAAGAACAAAAGAGACACCUCUUCUUGCCAUCAUAUUGGCCACAGAAGAUUUGAGGAUAAAUAGUGUACGCGGGGUGGCUAAUAGAAAAUGUAAAGAGGUCUGUUAAUAUUGUACAAUUUAAAAUAAAAUAAAAAACAAAAAAUACCCCCUCACCAAAAAUGAAAACAAUGAAUCUUAUACGUGGGAGCUGAUACCUAAAUAAAUAAAAUGUGCAAA